Molecule: messenger RNA, 855 nt
Organism: Indicator indicator
Lineage: Eukaryota; Metazoa; Chordata; Aves; Piciformes; Indicatoridae
Gene: HOPX
Product: HOP homeobox
Exons: 3
Coding region: 54-275 (73 amino acids)
Biological process (GO): cell differentiation; regulation of transcription by RNA polymerase II
Cellular component (GO): nucleus
Molecular function (GO): DNA binding
Source: RefSeq, a predicted model, not a curated record
UCUGGUCCCUGGCAGCUACAGUGCUUGGCCCCACAGCCUUGCCCCAGCAGGAGAUGGCCACGGAGAAGCCAGUGACUCCCACAGAGGAGCAGCUGGAGAUCCUGGAGUACAACUUCUGCAAGGUGAACAAGCAUCCUGACCCCACCACGCUGUGCCUCAUUGCAGCUGAGACUGGGCUUUCUGAGGAGCAGACUCUGAAAUGGUUCAAGCAGCGCUUGGCAGAGUGGAGGAAGUCUGAAGGGCUGCCCUCAGAGAGCGGGUCUGUCAGGGACUAGAAGAUGCUGCUCCGAUCCCCAUGCCUGCUAUAUAUGAUGAUGAAGCUCUUCAGAGCGGGUUUCCUUGGGUUUCUUUUGUUGCAAUAGGUUUUGAGAUACAAAGUAAUACCCUACUAUUUAACAUAAGUUUUAUUUAAAAUGUACAUAACCAGGAAAAAAUAUUAUCUAUGUGUGUAUACAACUUCUGAUGGCUGCAGAACCUGCCUAGUGACUCCCAUCCCUAACAGUGGUUGCACAGGGCAAGGCAGUCUCAUGCCUUUGUUCCAGGCUUGCAGAAAAGCUGCCAUGAAAGGUUUAAAGGUAGAAGGGAGGAGAAAAGUUUUGUUUUCUUUAUGCUAGCCAGAGGUAAACUACAUGUGCUAGCUCUACAGAUCAUGCAGAGAGGAGGUCACCUGGAAAACUGGAUGUGCUGUUCAGGUGAUCAUAGUUAGUUCAAGAUUGUCUGCUCUGGCUAUUGGCAAAUCAAGAGCCUACACCAUAAUUAUACCAAGUCAAGCUCCCCUUGAAUGCAUUUCUCACAUUUCUGUUAAAGGUCACCAAAGGGAAAGAACUGGCCUUUUCUUUUUCCCCAAUGGAUUAA